AAAACUUUGGACAUCUAUUCCAAUAUCGCUGUUUUUGGUUUUAAACUUUCAAAAAGUGACAUUACAAAAUUCUAUGUCACGCCAGAAAGCAAGUUUAAACGGAAGUAUUGUAUAAUUGACUUGAAAUUCUCGCAUGAUUUAAGAGAGCGAUAAAAUGACCAACGGCGAGGUUCGGCCCACCAGGCCCAGUCCCUAUUGGCGUCAUGCCAGCCCCCCGAGGAGGACUACGACACCCAAAUUCGACUUAACACCGGAGCAAACGACUAACCGAAUCGGACAGCACCUGCUGCGAACCCUGGUUCAGAGUUUACCUUCUGGGGCGGAGCCCGCGCGAUCACGGUCAUCCUGCCCACCCACUCAACGUCGUCGCCGGCAAGUUAGUGCCUGCAGAUCUUUAGGUACUCCGGAGUCAGAACCACCGAUCAGGACCAGGGCACCGCUUAGAUUGCAGGCGGGAAUGCCGGUUAAGCAAGUGCUAGAAGGGGACCGACCCCUUCCAAGGGUCGUUGGCUUGGGAAGAAGUGGACAGCAGUCAGUAAUGGCCGCUGUUAAGCGCCGCAGUGAGUCGCCAUCAUUCAAGGCCAAGACCAGAGAAGAGGAGUUCGACAGGAUACCAGAGUUGGUGACGGGAGCAGCGACCGCCAGAUCCCGAGAAGAGGAGUUCGAAAAGAUACCAUCCAAGGUAUCUAGUAUGCACCAAGAUGUCAAGGAAGCAGAGGAUGAAAGCGGGGGGAAUGCAAAGCCAGAAACCCUGGAGGAUUCCAAACCGGAAACCCAGGUGAAUAGUAAACCCGAAACCCAGGAGAAUUCACAGCGGAAUAGCCUGGACAACUUAAAUAAGAGUAGUCAAGAAGUCUCAAACUCAAAAAUAGAAGAGGAUCAGGCCGCCAAGGAACCGGAUCAACAGCAACCAGAGUGUGCGGCCAACUCAAAGAUAAUUCCCUGCUUUCGGGGGGAAUAUCCCACGCGUCAUCGACCUGGCUCGUAUCAGUGGUUCAAGUCCGCAGUCCCCAAUUGCGGAAAUAUCGUUACUAUCUGCGAUGAGGAGCAGCAAGUUAUGGGCGAGGCGGAAAUUGUCACCGCCUGCGAGGUGACCGAGGCUCACUUUCUGAGCAUCGACUGUGAGGAGGAUAAUAUGCCGGCGAUUCCGAGGUGCAAUAAGUGCAAUGGUUGUCCACAACAAAACAGGCAUGCAAAUUGCUUUGGAUCUUCGGUAAGGCGGCAACCAAAUUGCUUCCAGCAGCAACAACCUUGCUUUCAGCAGCAGCAACCUUGCUUUCAGCAGCAGCAACCCUGCUUUCAGCAGCAACAACCUUGCUUUCAGCAGCAACAAACUUGCUUUCAGCAGCAGCAACCUUGCUUUCAGCAGCAGCAACCAUGUUUUCAGCAACAACAGCCAUGUUUUCAGCAGCAACAGCCCUGCUUUCAGCAGCAACAACCAAAUUUCCAUCAGCAACAAACAAAUAUUCAGCAGCAACAACCUAGCUUGCAGCAGCAACAACCCAGCUUUCCACAACAGCAACCCUGCUUUCAGCAACAACAAAGGAAUUGUGGCCGAAAUUCACUCUGUCCCAAUGCCCCGGCGAAACAAAGAAGUUGUCUCAAGUGCCCGGAUCAAAAUCAAUCCAGCAAUUCGUUUGUUUACACUCAGAAGCAGUCAGUGCAAGCAAUUCUUCCGCAAUUGCAACAACCAACUCAGCAAAGCAAUCCUUCAGAACAAGUGCAACCAACAAUGCAGAUGCAGCCACAGAUGCAGCAACAACCAGUGGCACAACAGCAACCCAUAGAGGAGAACAACUAUUGCCUCACCGAAAUGCUGGCCGAGGAGCUGAAGAAACAGAUGCUGGAGGCCCAGGCGCAGAUUGCCCAAGUGCAGCUCCAGCUGAAUAGCGCCUGUGGAGCCACCAGAGUGAGGCAGAUGCAUGUGCUCACCCAGAAUGCCUCCGAUGCUCCUGGUUGGGCGCCAGAAACCCAGUUCCUAGGUUCCUUUACCGAGGAUCAGGAUGCAGGCGUUGCUAUCCCCGAUGAAAUGGGGCAGAACGGUGGUGAAGAGGAUCGCGUUAGCUGUCAGGAGUUUUCCAUGCAGUCCGCAGACCAGCAGCCAUCCUUUCCCUGCCAAGUCUCGGGAUCCACCAAGUCAAAUGCGAUAUGGUCCGAGCAUUCAGCUUCUCAAAACUCACCGGAUCCCAUGCAGUUUGGCCUGUAUCCUGUGCCAGUGCCGAUGCCGAUGCCAAAUCCAAAUACAUACUUCGAGCCAGAUCCUCAGCAAUUUCCCUGUCAGCAGCAACAGCCAGCGUCUUUUAUGCCCCAGCAAAUGGUUCCUUGUCAGCAGAUCCAACAGCAAAUGGUUCCUUGUCCGCAGAUCCAACAGCAAUAUAGAGCUCCGCCCUUCCCGCCACAGAAACCUCCUCCUUGUCAGCAGAAGCAGCAGCAGCAGCAGCGAUUAUCCUGCCAGCAACAGCAGCAGCAACAACCCAUGAGAUCUGGUCAACCGUCCCAAUCCAAUAAGUGUUCCUGUGCCCCACAAUUCUGUCCCAGUUGUUGUUGCCAACGAUAUGCCCAAAUGCGAUUCAUGAUGCCGCGAUGUUGGCCACGCUGAAGGUUUCGUUUGGACACUGCAACAUUUGUAGCGCAACUUACCUUGAUCAGUCAAUAUGAAUGUCCCAUCAAGUUAAGAUACCUUACGAAUAGAGGUCUCCAGAUGUACACACAUAAUUGUGCAAUUCUUCCGUUUAAAAUUGAGGGCAAUCGAUGAAGGCAAAAACUCGCCUCAAAUAAAGUUUCGAUUUUAAAGGUUA
This is a messenger RNA of Drosophila subpulchrella, 2798 nucleotides long. RefSeq lists its product as uncharacterized. Lineage: Eukaryota; Metazoa; Arthropoda; Insecta; Diptera; Drosophilidae. The coding region runs from base 155 to 2599 and encodes 814 amino acids. The record is from RefSeq and is a predicted model, not a curated record. The transcript has a single exon.